GGGUUUUGCAGCGCUUCCAUAUUAGCGCUGUGGCGGCCGCGAGAAAACGAGAAGCUCCACAGCGGUGAUCCAGUGAGUAGUCAUGGUCAAGCAUAACAACGUUGUGCCUAAUGGGCACUUCAAGAAGCACUGGCAAAACUAUGUUAAGACUUGGUUUAACCAGCCUGCUCGCAAAACCAGAAGACGCACUGGUACUCUGUCUAAAGCUGUAAAAGAUUUUUUUCCACGGCCAACUGCUGGACCACUCCGGCCUAUUGUUCAAUGUCAGACUCUGAAGUACAAUAUGAAACCUAGGGCAGGCAGGGGAUUUACGCUUGAGGAACUCAAGGCAGCUGGCAUUCCGAAAAAGCUUGCACCGACUAUUGGAAUUGCGGUUGAUCACCGCCGGAAGAACCGCUCCCUGGAGGGUCUUCAAUCCAAUGUCCAGAGGCUGAAGACUUACAAGGCCAAACUUGUUAUCUUCCCAAGACGUGCUUGCAAAUUCAAGUCUGGUGAUUCUGCACCGGAGGAGCUUGCCACCGCCACUCAGGUCCAAGGCACAUACAUGCCGAUUGUCCGUGAGCAACCUUCGGUCGAGCUUGUGAAGGUGACUGAGGAAAUGAAAUCAUUCAGUGCCUACGGAAAGCUUCGCGUCGAACAGAUGAACAAGCGCCAAGUCGGUGCGAGGUUGAAGAAAGCUGCAGAGGCCGAGAAGGACGAAAAGAAGUAGAAUCCAAUCCCUCACUGUCCUAAAAUACUAAACUUAUUGCGGUUUAUUUCAAUUUGACUGUUCUGUUCAUCAGUUUUGUUUGUUAAGACUCAUGAGAUAUUAGCAACCUGUUUUGACCUAUUUUUUCAAUCCACUGUUUUUCCAUCCU
Messenger RNA from Dioscorea cayenensis subsp. rotundata (Guinea yam), 857 nucleotides. Its product is annotated as 60S ribosomal protein L13-1-like. Gene Ontology annotation, cellular component: cytosolic large ribosomal subunit; ribosome. NCBI's taxonomy places the organism in Eukaryota, Viridiplantae, Streptophyta, Magnoliopsida, Dioscoreales, Dioscoreaceae. The transcript has 5 exons. Gene Ontology annotation, biological process: translation. Bases 83 to 709 code for a protein of 208 amino acids. The record is from RefSeq and is a predicted model, not a curated record. Gene Ontology annotation, molecular function: structural constituent of ribosome; RNA binding.